CUGUGACGUUGCAGCUGGGGUAUCCUGAGUCAGGGUCAUUGGCCGCGCGCUGUCCGCCCUUCCCAGAAACUUAACAGAGAAAAAGAAAAGUUUGAACUCCGCUGCGGACUGAGUGUCAGGCGGUGAAGGGAAUAGGACAGCUGUGAGCCCUCAGUACCUGCUCAACAUGUUUAAAGUUGUGUCCUGUCUUCUAACAGGACAGUCCUGCUGUCGACCCAGUCUGGCCAAAUUCCACUUGGCAAGUGGUGCAUUAUGUCAGAAAUCAGCCUUAAAAUACCCUCCCACAGACCUCCCAGAGAUGCCCCCAUGCAGUUUCAAACCAGAGGAAUACAAGGGUAUGUCCAAAGAGCGGAUGAUGGAGAUCCGCAAGCAGAACUGCAACCCCAUGACCAUGAAGGUUACCUACUAUAAGAAACCAGUGUUCAUCCACCAGGGAUACAUGCAAUGGCUGUGGGAUGUGGACGGGAGGCGAUAUCUGGAUCUGUUUGCUGGUGUGGCUACUGUCAGUGUGGGUCACUGCCACCCGAAGGUGACAGCAGCCGCAGAGCAGCAGUUGAAGAGACUGUGGCAUACAACUAACAUCUAUGUCUAUCCUCCUCUCCAUGAGUAUUGUGAGAAACUGGCUUCCUACUUCCCAGAUCCUCUUAAGGUGAUAUAUCUGACCAACAGCGGCUCAGAAGCCAAUGACUUGGCUAUGUUGAUGGCUCGACUUCACACAGGCAACUAUGACAUCAUCACUUUCAGAGGGUCAUACCACGGUGGCAGCCCACUGACCAUGGGUCUCACUUCCAACUCAGCAUAUAAAUACCCCAUCGCCAAUGGUUUAGGCUGCACAAAUACCAUGUGUCCUGAUGUGUUCAGAGGUCUGUGGGGAGGAAGCCACUGCAGGGACUCUCCCGUGCAGACCAUCAGAGAAUGUGGCUGUGCCCAAGGCUACUGCAUGGCAAAUGAACAAUACAUUGGGCAGCUCAAAGAGACAUUUGCUACUAGUGUCCCGAGUCGAAUUGCUGCUUUCUUUGGAGAGCCUAUUCAGGGAGUCGGAGGAGCUGUGCAGUACCCAAAAAACUAUCUCAAAGAGGCUUACAAACUUGUGAGAGAAAGAGGAGGAGUCUGCAUUGCUGAUGAGGUCCAGACUGGAUUUGGGCGAACAGGAAACCACUUCUGGGGUUUCCAAGGUCAUGAUGUCAUUCCUGAUAUGGUUACAAUGGCAAAGGGUAUCGGUAAUGGCUUCCCAAUGGGAGCUGUUGUUACAACACCAGAAAUCGCAGCCUCAUUUGCCAAGGGGGUUCACUUCAACACCUUCGGAGGAAAUCCUGUGGCUUGUGCCGUUGCUUCGUCAGUGCUUGAUGUUAUCAAAGAAGAUGGCAUACAGCAGAACAGUCUGGAUGUGGGCACCUAUCUGAUGACAGAACUGGCAAAACUCAGGGACAAGUACGAGAUCAUCGGUGAUGUCCGUGGGAAAGGCCUGCAGAUCGGUGUGGAAAUGGUCAAAGACAAGGCCAGCAGAGACCCGCUGUCUCCUGAGGCAAUGAAUGAGAUCUUUGAGGACGUCAAGGACAUGGGAGUCCUGAUAGGGAAAGGAGGACUGUACGGACAGACCUUCCGCAUCAAACCCCCCAUGUGCAUCACGAUGGAAGAUGCAGAUUUCUUCCUGGCAGUCUUUAACAAGUCCAUCCACAACUACAUGGAAAGAAGAUGAAGGUCAGAUGGAUUGCUGAGAGCCAAGGACCAAACCUGGAAAUCCACUCUAGCAGUGGAUUGCUAUUUUUGUACAUCUUUUAAAAUGUUGAAAAUGUCAGUAUUAAUCAUUUUGACCCUCUGGGGAAAUCUACCUCUGUUAUUGGCUUUGCAUAGCCAUUGUAGAAGCAAUGUUUAACUAUGUUUUAACAUUUUGAAAAAAAAAACUUAUUUGAUUUCUGGUGGUGAGUUAGCAUUUGUUGAGUAGAUCGAUACCACUCUAUCUGUCUCUUAAAAUACAAAGCUACUACCAGCAGCCAGUUACUUUAGCUUAGCACGAAGACUGGAAACUGGUAGAAACAGCUAGCCUGGUUCUCCCUACCAACACCUCUAAAGCUAACCAACAUGUUAUAGCUUGUUUGUUUAAUUUGUAAAUUUAAAAAAAAAGUGUAGAAAACAACAACUUGGAGUUUUACUAGGGUUUGUACUGGACUUUCUCUUGGCUGGGACUAGUAACUUCCUUGGAUCUUCACUGGUUGCCUGGCAACUGGCCCUGAGCGAGAAAUAGUUCAGCACAUAACCCAAGGUAAAGCAAUUAAUUUUUCUUUUUUUUUGGUACAGAUUAAACAAACAAAAUAUAAUAUUUUAAUAAUUUAAGGCAGAUCUUGUUACCUUUGGACAGAGCCAGGCUAGCUCUUGACCCUUGUUUCCAGUCUUUGUGCUAAGAUUAGCAUUAGUUGGCUACCAGUGGCUUCAUAUGCACCAUACAGCCAUUUGAGUGUUAUCAAUCUCUAUGUCGAACUGUUCAUUUAAUAUAUACAAACACCUCAUUAAUUAAAUGAGAAAUAAAAAUCAUGUACAGUGUAUUUUUAACACCUGACGAAGUUAAUUUUGUUCUUUGUGGAUGUACUGAAUCGUGCUUGGAUGUAACGUAUGAUUGUUUAAUAGUUUGUAAUUUGUGAACACAUGCUUUGUUACUGAUUAUAAAUGUGAGCUUGAGGAACAACCAUUUGUGCUUUAACAAAUUGGUCACACUGCCCCUUGCAGGUAUCUAUUUUCUUCCUGUUUGUUUAUGGAAGUCCUAUAAGUACUGCAGUAGUUUUAAUGAUAUUUUUAAUCCAGUCAUCCUGUAAAUCACAUGUUAAUUACCUCAUAAUCUUGGAAUAAAAAAGUUAUUUUAUCAUGA
Molecule: messenger RNA, 2863 nt
Organism: Thunnus maccoyii (southern bluefin tuna)
Lineage: Eukaryota; Metazoa; Chordata; Actinopteri; Scombriformes; Scombridae
Product: alanine--glyoxylate aminotransferase 2, mitochondrial-like
Exons: 14
Coding region: 167-1699 (510 amino acids)
Biological process (GO): glyoxylate catabolic process
Cellular component (GO): mitochondrion
Molecular function (GO): L-alanine:glyoxylate transaminase activity; pyridoxal phosphate binding
Source: RefSeq, a predicted model, not a curated record